Cyphellophora europaea CBS 101466 is the source of this 1002-nucleotide messenger RNA. RefSeq lists its product as uncharacterized. NCBI's taxonomy places the organism in Eukaryota, Fungi, Ascomycota, Eurotiomycetes, Chaetothyriales, Cyphellophoraceae. Gene Ontology annotation, molecular function: heme binding; oxygen binding. The transcript is spliced from 2 exons. The record is from RefSeq and is a predicted model, not a curated record. The coding region runs from base 1 to 1002 and encodes 333 amino acids.
AUGGUAGCCUUACCACGUGGCAUGGAGCAUGUCGAUCGCAAAGAGCUGUACACCUCCCUGCCCGCUCGUGUACACUACCUUCAUCAGUUCUUGGAAUUCUCAGCAGACGAUGUUGCAGCCCUUAUUGACGGCCAUCGCUAUAUCCGCACCGUCAUUCCAGCCAUCGUCAACAUGGUCUAUAAGAAACUGCUCAAGCACGAUAUAACAGCCAGAGUCUUCACGCAACGCGACAGCCGCAGUGAGGUCGAUCCAGACACAUGGGUUUCCGAAGACAGCGCUCAGAUUCAACACCGGAAAAUGUUCUUACGGUGGUACUUGACCAAGCUCAACAGCGACCCCACAAAGAUGGAAUACUGGGAGUACCUCGACAAAGUCGGUCUCAUGCAUGUGGGCCUCGGUCGACGAAACCCUUUGCAUGUUGAUUACAUUUUCCUUGGGGCCUGCCUGGGCUAUAUUCAGGAUGCCAUGACAGAAGCUAUUCUCUCACACCCAACGCUUGAUCUCACAAGAAAAAUUGCGAUCGUCAAAGCCAUAGGGAAAGUGAUUUGGAUCCAGAACGACUUGUUGGCCAAAUGGCACGUCCAUGAUGGCGAAGAAUUCCAGGAUUCCUUUGGUGCCGAAGAGGUGAAGCUCGAGGCGGCAGAGCCGGAAGGUUAUCUUCAUGGCAAAAAGGUACUAGGAGAGAAAGAGCCCAACAGUGGCGACGAGGCCUCGGUACGGAGCUCCAGCAGCGGCAAAACAAGCCUCGGCCGCAAUAUCGAAGAACUUGAGGGCAAGCAGAGCAUGGACCAGUCAAGAUGCCCCUUCAGCGGAAUGGCAAUGGGCGGCCAGCGAGCAGAACCAAUGCGGGUGUCCAAGACCAAGAAAGACCCGCUUCGCCCACAGCCAGCCCCUUCUGGUAUCCCACGGCUUUACGUGGUUGAUGGCAAGACAGUCUGUAAGGAGAAAUUAGACCCGAAUCCAUUCGAGCCGGACGCGCCAUACAUAGGUCAAGCUCUAUGA